AUGUUCUGUAUUUAUUGUCAACAGCUGAAAAGAAAUUUGCCAUUGUACUUGGCUCCUUGGAGGACUUCUCCCUGUGCCUUUAGAUCUUCCAAAUCGGAACUUAAGCCAAAUCUAGCUAGUGAUGGAGUUAUCUGUGCACCGCUUCAAACAUUCACCGAAGAGGAGAAAAUGCUCAAAAAUAUGGUGACAAAAUUUGCUCAGGAACGAGUUGCACCUUUGGUGCAAAAAAUGGAUGAGAAUUCGAAAAUGGAAGACUCUAUAAUACAGGGAUUGUUUGAACAAGGGCUGAUGAGUAUUGAUCUUGGGGAAGAAUAUGGAGGAACUGGAGCUUCAUUUUUUUCAAUCAUAUUGGUGGUAGAAGAACUAGCCAAAGUUGAUCCGGCUGUAGCUCUUCUCUGUGAACUCCAAAAUACACUAACCAUUAAGUUGUUUGCCACAUAUGGAACAGAAGAACAAAAGAGAACUUACUUGCCCAGAGUCGCUAAAGAUACAAUAGGCAGCUUCUGUCUUUCGGAGGCUGGAUCCGGCAGCGAUGCUUUUUCUUUGAAGACUCGGGCUGAAAAGAAAGGAGACUACUACAUUAUCAAUGGUUCCAAGAUGUGGAUUAGUUUAGCAGAACAUGCAGGAGUUUUCUUUGUGAUGGCAAAUACAGAUCCGUCCUUAGGAUACAGGGGAAUUACGUGCUUCAUAGUAGAUCGUGACACAGAGGGACUCCAUGUAGGAAAGAAGGAGGACAAGCUUGGAAUCAGAGCAUCUUCUACCUGCCCAGUAACAUUUGAAAACGUUAAGGUUCCUGAGACCAAUAUCCUGGGACAGGUUGGACAAGGCUAUAAGUAUGCCAUUGGAAUGCUAAAUACUGGCAGAAUAGGCAUUGCUGCACAGAUGUUGGGACUGGCACAGGGGUGUUUUGACCAUACAAUUCCCUAUACAAAGGAGAGAGUCCAGUUUGGGAAGAGCGUAUUCGAUUUCCAGGGGAUGCAACACCAGAUAGCUCAGGUGGCCACGCAGCUGGAGGCGGCGAGGUUGCUGACCUACAACGCGGCUCGUCUUGCCGAAACAGGAAGGCCAUUCAUAAAGGAGGCAAGCAUGGCCAAAUACUACGCUGCUGAGGUUGCAACACUGACAACUAGUAAAUGUAUUGAAUGGAUGGGUGGCGUUGGAUUCACAAAAAAUUAUCCAAUAGAAAAGUACUAUCGUGACUGCAAGAUAGGUACAAUAUAUGAAGGAACUUCAAAUAUCCAGUUGAGCACCAUCGCGAAAAGCUUAGCCCAGGAGUACUGAAACCACAUGGACUUCUUGACUGUUAACAGAAAUUAUUUCACUGAACGCUCGUUGUGUAUUACACGUUUAUUUGUAGUUAUAAAAAUCAUAAAUAAGAAUACGUCAUCACAAACAAAAUCUUAAGGAAAACCAUGAAUUCCCCAUAUCAGGACAGUAAGUGUGUGGUUCAUGUGAAAUCAUGAAUUGCACGUUCAAAUCCAGACCACGGGUUAAAAAUAUCUUUUUUUCUGCCAGAGACGCUUCUAAGCUAAUACACUGGCUGAAAUGAUUUUGUUGCCAUAACAGUUUAUCUCCACUUUGAGAUUUCAAAGUGAAAACAAAAGCAGCCAAAUCCUUGGCUUGCCUGGUGUGAACAGUUCCUGUGAAGGCACCUGGGAGAGAGGAGCCCACCCGGGCAGCAGAACCGUUGCAGGGCAUGAGGCUGCUGUUUGCUGGGAUCCCCUUUAUUAGCAUGGGGCAGAGGAGAGGUAUGUGGAAGGAGACACACGUGAUGGUUUCCACUCUCCCAGGUGGAGCCAUAUCUCUGGAGCUGCCGUAAUUGGAGUAAUUUUUACAGCAGCCCUUAGUGUGUUCUUAAGUAUAUCUUGGUAAUUAAGCCCUUCCAGCCCCAAUUUGUAGUACUGAAAGGUGGAUAAUAUCUACCUCCCUUUCUAGCCUUCUCAGCUGUUAAGGGUUUUAAUCUAAGAGGCUAUUUAUAGUUCUCCUUUCAUAAAAGGUUGAGUUGAAGUCUUUGUGAAAUGGGGUUAAAAAAGCUCUAGUAGUUCUGCAAAAAGACAGAGAUAGAAGGUGGGUAAUAGGAAUGCUGCGAUGCUACAUCACAGUGGCCUUUCCAUGUUCAAUGCUUUUUACAAACUUUAAUCCUUAGAGCCUUCCUGGGAGUUAGGGAGGGACUGUUAAUUUGCAGCUUGGAAAACCCGUUCAUGGAAAUUAGUGGUUCUCCACAAAAUGAGCAAAGUUUUUCUCUUUUUGAGAGAGAAAGAGAGGAGGGCAUUGAGAAGUAUUUGCUUUUUUAUCCCUCUCUGUUUACUUUAAAAUUAGACACUUUAUUUAUUGCAGAAACCUCUUCAGUGCUGGAGAACUAAUUAACUAAGAAUCAAGAGAUGGAAAGCUUAAUAUAUGAAAAAUUAUUAUAAUUGCUAUAAUUGGCAAUUUGUUUCAAGUGUUUUUGGGAGGGAAAGAUUUGGUUUCUGGUUUUAGCUGAUUUAGAAGAAUCUAAUUUGUAAAGCUUGCUAGUCACUGAUGAGUCCCUUCGAAUGCAGCUUAGAGUGUUACAGUCUGAGACUUCUAGAGGUUUUUCUAGCAAAACUAGGGGAAAUAACCCUUAACAAAGUAGGGUUUUUUAAAACAAGCAGACUGCAGUGCCUUAUGGAAAGCAACAAGCAAGGGGGAAAAGCACUAUUACAAAGUUUUCUGACUUCCUGUGAGCUUCAGAAGGAAGUAACUACUUUGAUGAAUAUCUUCUGCCACAUAUGUGUUUUGCCUGUUGAUAGGCAAAGAAUUAAUGUGGUAAUUAUCCUUAUGCCAAUAAAAAAAGCAUGCCCCAUAUGAGUUUGAUCAACAGCUUUGAGAUUUUGAAAAAUACAAGAGUAGGAGGGUAGAGUAGGUGAUUUCUGAAGCUUUCUUCCUGCUAUAUUAUUAUUGGUGUUGAUAUUAUUAUUGUGAUUAUUAAUAUUAAUGCAUUUUAGGUUGUUGCAGGCUUUCUUUCAGCUGAAUUGAAACGGCUGGGGAGAUUGUUUGACUAGAAUUAAGACUACAGACACCCCAACAGUGAACUACAGUUAUUCUGCUCAACAUGGUCUGUCAGAGUCUAAAAUGAUUGUAACCAUAGUACAAAAUGCUUGAGUUAAUGUUGAAUGCAAUGAGUUGUGCUGAUGUGAGAUGCAGCCCUUUGCUGCUGCAGCUUAACCUGAGUUAACCUGCAUAAUGUGAGUGUCAGCAGAGCUCAGGUUUUGAUUCAUACUGUUUAGUAGGUCUCCUCGUUUGAGUUCCUACCUUAGCUUGGCUUCUGUAGUUUUGUGAGAGGCUGAGUGAGUGACGAUACUUAAUAUAAUGCUUAAAGCAAACCCUUUAUGGAGGCAAAUGCAGAGCUCUUUGAAGGACUGUUAAGGGCAGGAUAUCCAGGAUUGCGUAAAAGGACUGUCUCUUUGUGUAGAACUGUGUCAGGUAUCUAUUUGAAAAAAUAAUCAGAAAAAAAAAUCAAAAUAAUGUGAUUUCCUACAGCCUGAACUUGGAUGCCAUACUCCAGGAAACAACCUGAAUGGCCUCGUCAGCUACUCAACAGUUCUCAGAAAAGCAAGGUCAAGCCUUUCACUAAUGUUACAGCUGUAAAUAUUUCAUGUCUCUCAGUUCUAUAUGCUGUAUUCUGUACACAGUAACUUUUGAAAGAAAUGUUAUGUAUUGUAUUGUAUUUUUGUCUGCAAAACUCUGUGGAGCAACAUGCGCACAAGUGACUUAUAACCACUGACUUUCUGUCAUCGUUGUUUUGAGAAGGCACGUACCGCUGUGGAGAGCACUGGAUAUUCUGGUCACUGACUCUGGGAAGAGUCAACUUGUUUCCUUCAGUCUGAUUCCGUUGGUUUAGUAUUAAAAUUACUAAAUGCCAUUGUGUGGGAGCUGUUAAGAGCUGCCUGCACUCCCCAACCCCUGUUCAGUUCGGGACAGGCAUUUAUGGAUUGUCACAGGUUGUACAUCUCCAUUUGGCACCGUGGGCACAGGAGUGUUGGUGGUGACUGGCUACACCAGUAGGUGUGGGGCUGGCUUUAGGUACACUGUGAGGCUUCCUGUGCUAAUGACAGGAUUCAACGCUGCAUUAUACCCCAUAAAUAUUUAUAUUAGUGAAUUUUCCCUUUCUAUGCUCUUAGCCCAGUCAGCCUAGUGUGAAAGAGCAUCUUCAGUAUCAGAUGUUGCAUCCAGGCUUCCCUCAUUAGAAGAAAAGACCUGUAUUGCGAAUGUAUUAAAAAGUGCCUGAAUUUGCUAUUUGACUUGAUACAAUGCUAAUCUUGUAUAUCAGGUGAUGGUUCUCUAAUAAUCUGUCAUUUAAAAUUUUUUCCACAUCUUGCCAUUUUUGUACUGGGUGAGAAUGACUGUAUCAUCUGUCAGGUUUCUUCAGUGUUACUCUGGUUUGUGAUAAAGGUCAGAGGCAGAUUUCCACAGAAAGGUUUAAUCACUACUUGGGAAAUGCUCAAAUACAACAUUUUAUACGAUGUU
Calidris pugnax (ruff) is the source of this 4488-nucleotide messenger RNA. RefSeq names its product acyl-CoA dehydrogenase, short/branched chain (gene ACADSB). NCBI's taxonomy places the organism in Eukaryota, Metazoa, Chordata, Aves, Charadriiformes, Scolopacidae. The transcript is spliced from 10 exons. The record is from RefSeq and is a predicted model, not a curated record. Gene Ontology annotation, cellular component: mitochondrion. Gene Ontology annotation, molecular function: acyl-CoA dehydrogenase activity; flavin adenine dinucleotide binding. Bases 1 to 1281 code for a protein of 426 amino acids.